Pomacea canaliculata is the source of this 4172-nucleotide messenger RNA. RefSeq names its product sulfotransferase family cytosolic 1B member 1-like. The record is from RefSeq and is a predicted model, not a curated record. The transcript has 7 exons. NCBI's taxonomy places the organism in Eukaryota, Metazoa, Mollusca, Gastropoda, Architaenioglossa, Ampullariidae. Gene Ontology annotation, molecular function: sulfotransferase activity. Gene Ontology annotation, cellular component: cytoplasm. Bases 796 to 2040 code for a protein of 414 amino acids. Gene Ontology annotation, biological process: sulfation.
GCUGAGAUCGAUAUCAUUAAAUCCUACGUCACAGGAGAGGGGGAGGGGAAAAAGGUUGUCAAGGCGUGCAUGCCCAGUUCAGUCUAACGGCAGUGCGACAGCAGCUGCAGGCGGACAACUGCGGCGAGGAGACCAAGAGUUCAUUUCCUCGCUGUGCCGCAGAAGUCUGUUAAGAAGACGCGGUGGCUCCAAGCAAUGGCGGACAUAAAACUUUUUACAAAAGAAAAGAAAGUAAAAGAAAUCGAAAUGAAUAUCAGUAAAAGAAAAGAAGUGGCGAGAAAAUCUUUGCUUUAAAAAAAACCGUGGGAUCCGGUGUCACACAACCAGCUUGGUCCCUUGUCAUCAAUUCCUUAUCCGUUAAACGUAUUUUGUCUAAUCGCGGGGAAAUAAGGACGAUUGCAAGGGUCCACUUGACGUCUGGAGCCAAGGCGAUGUAAAUCCCCCCACCACCAGCUGCUACGCGGCAGACACUCGCCAAGGAGGCCGCACGAUGCAUUAUUAUCCACCAGCUGAGAAAUCUUUCUGUGGAAGCGUGUCACGCCGGUUUCAAGACUGCACUGACAGUUGCACGGAGAUUUAUUAUUUCUGUUCCUAGAAGGCACACCCCGAACGGCACAGCAGCAAAGACGAUUGAAGUGUUAUGCGGUUAAAGUGCACAAAACCCUCGGGAUUUGAUGAAUGUAGAUGUGGCAAGUACACUGCGUUAGUAAUAUUAAGGGAAUGUACUGACACCUGCUACCUUCAAAACUAGUCUUGGACAUUCGCUUCCAAGAGCGACCUCUAUCUCUCUGUUUCAUGACUCAUAUAGACCAAUUCCACAUUGAAGACAUGAUGGCGCGGUGCUCUGUCCGCGGGACUUCGUUGCACUCCGAAAUUCCGCCGCCUCACAAUGUUAUCAAGAUAGUGUCCAGUUGCACCAGCAAGCCGGUCACUCUGGACCAAAGGGCACUAAAGGCUGACAAAAUCUCGGACAAACAAGCAACCAACAGUAACAACAAUAACAACACCAGCAACAACAGCGGAAACAAUGACAAUGAUAGCAACAGUAGCAGCAAAAGUGAUGAAUGUGAUCAAGCUUUGGAUCUGACGGAAACAGUGACUAUCCAGCAGGUGCCGGACGGCGACGGGGCCCCCAUCACGCUGGGCAGACUGUAUGGGGUCUGGACAGCUCCGUGGACAUCACUGCCAGAACAGAUUUCGCGCGCGCAGCGGUUCACGUUCGACGAUAGGGACGUUAUUCUGGUGGGAUAUGCAAAAUCAGGUACCCACUGGCUAUGGGAGAUCCUCCACAUGCUGCUGCGAAACAAGGCAGAACACUGCCAGACACCCAAAGAGCGCCUGAUGUUGAGCUUCAGCACGCAAGAGUACUUUGACAUGAUGGCCACGCCUCGAGUCUUCAAUACCCACGCCCCCUUUAUUGCUCUGCCGAUCGCGAUAAAAAGCGGCCGAAACAAAUGCAAAAUGGUAUAUAUCCUGAGAAACCCCAAAGAUCUUGCAGUGUCUUACUACCAUCAUCUGAAAGCGGCAAAAGAGUUUGAAUAUGACGGAUCAUUCCGUGGCUUUCUUCAGCUUUUUAUCGAAGGCAAAGUGCCGGGAGGCUCGUGGUUCGACUUCGUGCUGGAAUGGGAACAAACUCUCAGAAAUAACCCACACCUGCCUAUUCUUACAGUCCACUACGAAGACCUGAAGGAAGAUUUGGGAAGAGAGCUGAGGAAGAUCUCAAGUUUUCUGGAAAUAGAGCGGUCUGUGCAGCUUUACGAGGCUAUUGCCAGAGAGUGUUCUAUUAAUAGGAUGAGAGAAGUUGAUGCUGCUCUCAAAGACCAGUUUCCUGUCAAUAUAUCAAAGACGGGAAAAAAUUUCAUCUACAGAAAAGGGGUCGUUGGAGACUGGAAGAACUGGUUUUCGGUGGCUGAUAACGAGAGAUUUGACUGUAUUAUUGCUGAGAAACUGAAAAACAGUCAGCUUCGAUUUCGUUACGAGAUCAAAACCCAUCCAGAGUGCGUUCAUCCUCCGACUGGCCCAGAAGGUGAACUCGAGUAAAAACAAAACUAAAACCGAAAACAAAUGGAAGAGUUGAUGAGAAAGCAGCAGAAAGAAGUCCCACAAAUUGUGAGGAAUUGUGAUUCAGCUGUAACUACUAUACAUGUGAUAUUUCUAUUUACCCAAAGCAUUUUGACUCCACAAACAUGCGUAACUACCGGUGUCAAAACAGCUCAAAAGGUGAUACAGGAGAACAGGUCUCUCUGAGCAAAGGGAAGUAACUAUGGUUGUAACAAAAGGAAGGUACAUAAACAUUCGCGCAGUAAUUUCUAUAUUCAACAAAUGUUCUUGUUUAUCACUCUGUUUUUCCGUGCAGUCAUUUCUAUCACCAUGUCUCGCCGCUUCUCUGAAGAGGUUGAACUAAAUCCAAAAAUUGAGAGGAUAUAUGUAAAGCGGACAUGUCCUCGCAGAACAAUAUGUAAAGAAAGGAAUCUCUCUCUACACAGGAAUUACAGCCGGACAUGAACUUUUAAUGAUUUAACGAUUUCACUAUAAAAUAAUUGAAUUUUACUUGGUAUAUCGAUUGAGAGAUAUAACGCAGGACUAUGCCUGCAGAUGGUUUGUGCACGGUGGAAGAGAUCACUUUUUCAACUUAAUGCAGUUGAAAUAAGAAUAUCCAUUACAGUAUUUUGGUAUAUUUCGAUACCAACUCCUAUUCUUCAUAAAAGUAGGGAAACCAGGACAACAUAUUGGCGAGAUGCCAAAGCACGAACAUAGCGAGUGUAAGUAUGAAAAAGUAUGGACUAUGAAAAAAAUGUCACGCUCCUUAUUUUGAUAUACGUGGGUUCCCAUCCAAUCCCAACACUGCGACCAUUACCGCCACGGAUUUUCAACAUUACUGCUGAAAUUUCUCAAAGGGUCUAUCAUAUAUCAACAUCAUAUCUUUCGCUAACCAGUUAAAUCUUUUUUAUAGUAUGUAUUCGGAAUAAUUUCGCGAAACAAAUUCCAAACAGCUAGAUGCUCUUUGCCAUUGCCACUGAAAAAGGAUAUCGACGUUCUAGCCCUUCACCCCGAACAUCGACUUGAUCUGAGACAGGGACAAGCUUUUUCUGCAUAAUUAAGCAGCUCUGACAAGAAUAUAAAAAAGCAUACCAAUGAAUGUCCACGGUGGAGGGUGAUGGUGCCGCUAGAGAGCACAGGCACGCAAUUCAAACAAGAAACCAACAAAGCUCUUCAAGAACACUUAUUUGGGAGCAGACACCGAUAAACCAGAAACAAACUGUGCAACGCAAAUCGUACCAAACAUAUUUUUACUCAGUUUUCAGAUCUUUAGUUCUUAAAACGUGCUCACUGUCAAUGACGGAGGAGGUAUAUAUUCCAAGCCAGUUAACGGUCUUGCAUGAGAAGUGUGAGCAGAGAAAGAUAAGAAAUUUAGGCAGUAGCAUUUCACAGGCCACAUAUGUUCACAUUAACCGGAGUAAGUCUGCUUUUGCUUCUUCCACAUUACAUUACCAAAGCUGCUCGUGGAUCAGAUUUGAAAGUAAUGUUCUUUCCUGUGUCCUUUAGCAGGCAUGAUGACGUUAGUAGAAAGGAAUAUGCUUCGUUUUAAUACUCGAGUACAAACACACGCUUAUGUAUUCAGUAAUUCUGUGAAAUUUGUUCUCUUAAAAAAUAAGUAUCAAGAACUUUUAACGUUAUCCAUAGCGAUAAAUGAGUGCCCAUCCCUUGUGCCCGCGAUGGUAUGGGGGUGCGCGCGUGCACGAUCUGUUUAAAUGUCGUCCAUUUGUGGGUUGAAUUAGACUGAAUAUCUGAGCAGAAGGGUGUCAUAAGUCCCGCUAAUCCUUUAAAAUUUAACAGCUUUUUUCAGUAAGGAAAGGAUAUAUGAACACUCAUGCAAUCCAACCCAACCGAUACUUGCCUUCAUCAAGAUUCCCAACGCUAUUUCCUCAUUUUCAUUCAGUUCACUGACGCGCACGCGUGUGUGUGAGAGGAACACACACACACACACGAGGCAAUUUCAACGUUCUAUUUAAAUACUUUUGUCUACAAAUAUGAAAUAGAAAAAUUAACAUGUACUGGUUUUAUAAUCUGUUUAAAAAAGUAAGGAUACGUUGUAUUUUGAUAUAUCACAUAUCACAAAACUGAAGCAAUAUGUUACAUAAAAUGGGAAAAAUUAUAUUUUGUCAAUCUUG